UCUCUCCUAAAACGAAUGAAUGAAACGGUUUGGGAAAGAAUUCUUCGGGAACCUAUUACUACAUGGCGACUAGAGCCACAAAAGGGCGCGGGAGUGGUGAGGCGGGACGUCAUUGUGACGGUGGCGGGCGGCCUGGCACGGAACGGAGGGCAGAAAGCUCACGGCUUGGUGGCUGAUGAGAAGCGAGGGAUGGACAAGGAGUCCCUCCGUCCCCCUUUCUCGUGCUUGGGACCAUUUCGCCAAAAUUUGAGGCCGCAGAGAAGGCCCCAGCGCAGGCGACGCAGCCUCCCCUCCUUUCCCGCCACAGCCAACAUCUCCCCACCCUUCACCUGCUCGGCCAAUGCGCAUGCCCCGACUCCACCAGGCUGGGAGCCCGCCGGCCCAGCCCUACGCAUGCGCAGCCUCCCUGCUGCAGGAUCUCUUGGGGCCGCCGGGCCGGUGUCGGUCUCUCGCAGCGAUGCAGGGAGGCUGCUAGGUCCGCCAGCAGCUGCGGAGCGGCGGGGGUGGCCCAUGGACCUGCCGGAGCGCCGCGCGGGUGGCGCCGCCGCGCCAAAAAUGUACCUCUGGGACCGGCCCGAGGAGGGGAGCCUGGGGGCGCUGCUCAGCUUAGAGGAGCAAGUACUCAACUCCACGUUUGAAGCCUGUGACCCCCAGAGGACAGGCACUGUGGCUGUGACCCACGUACUAGCCUACCUGGAGGCUGUGACAGGACGGGGCUCCCAGGAUGCACGCCUCCAAACACUGGCCUGCAGCCUGGACCCCAACGGAGAGGGCCCUCAGGCCACCGUGGAUUUGGACACCUUCCUGGUCGUCAUGCGGGACUGGAUCGCUGCCUGUCAGCUGGAUGAGGGAUUAGAGCUGGAAGAGGAGACGGCCUUGGAGGGGGCCCUGACCUCCCGGCAGCUGCCAUCUGGAUGCCCAGAAGCUGAGGAGCCAGCCAACCUGGAGAGCUUCGGUGGCGAAGACCCCAGACCUGAGCUGCCCGCCACGGCUGACCUGCUGAGCAGCCUGGAGGACCUGGAGCUCAGCAACCGCCGGCUGGCCGGGGAGAACGCCAAACUGCAGCGCAGCGUGGAGACGGCUGAGGAGGGGUCCGCGCGCCUCGGGGAGGAGAUCGUGGCCCUGCGCAAGCAGCUUCGCAGUACCCAGCAGGCUCUGCAGUUUGCCAAGGCCGUGGAUGAGGAGCUGGAGGACCUGAAGACUCUGGCCAAGAGCCUGGAGGAACAGAAUCGCAGCCUCCUGGCCCAGGCCCGGCAGACGGAAAAGGAGCAGCAGCACCUGGUGGCCGAGGUGGAGACUCUGCAGGAGGAGAACGGGAAGCUACUGGCCCAGCGGGAUGAGGUGAAAAGGAGGAGCGAGGAGCUGGCCACAGAGAAGGAUGCAUUGAAGCGACAGCUCUAUGAAUGUGAACGCCUCAUCUGCCAAAGAGACGCCAUCCUCUCCGAGCGCACUCGCCACGCGGAGAGUCUGGCCAAGACCGUGGAAGAGUACAGAACCACAACCCAGGAACUGAGGCUAGAAAUAUCACACUUGGAGGAGCAGCUGAGUGAGACCCAUGAGGGGCUGGAUGAGGUACCUGAAGGGGCUCAGGUGAGAAGAGUGGACUGGACCAGGCUGCUGCCCCUGUCACUGGGUGUGGAGAUUGAAGCCAUUCAGCAGAAACAAGAAGUGGCAGCCACCGAGCUCUCCAGCCCUCUGUGUGGAGUGUGGCAGUGGAAGGAGGUCAUCAGUGAGACCAAUGAGGAAGCUGAGUUUCCACUUGAAGCCCCAACAAGGAGACAGAGAAGCUUCCAGGAGGAGCCAGCGCACCCUCAAAGAAGGAAGGAGCGAUCGAUGUGGUUACCCAGAAGAGAAGAAGAGGAGGAAGUGGAGACCCAGGUCACGGCUGAUCUCCUCCCCAUCCCUCUGGGAGACCGUCACCCUGGAGACAUCCCAGGAAGCCCUCCUGAGAGCAGCCCCGCCGAGCCAGAGCUGCAGCGGGCGCUGGUGCCUGUGGUCACAGAGCUGGUCCCAGUCUCGAGGCCGGUCUGUGGCCAGCUCUGCCUGGCCCCCCUGCACCCCCAGCAGCUCAGGGUCGCUCGGCAUCCGCUGGUCCCGGUGCCCGUGCUGGGCCUGCUGCUGCUGCUGCUGCUCUCCGUCCUGCUGCUCGGCCAGUCCUCGCCCCCCACCUGGCCCCACCUCCAGCUCUACUACCUCCAGCCGCCCCCCAUGACGGCGGUGGAAAGGUCUAGAGUUUGGAAGUCGCACAGAUUUGGUUCCAGUUAUCCUCUGUCCUUCACUAGCGCUGACAACUUGGGGAAAUUACUCUUGACUGAGUCGUUUCUUUAUUUGUAAAAUUUGGCCAACUCUGGAUGGGUUUGAGGAAGACAACUGUCCCUUCAGUAUUCAGGAUCCGGAAGGAGCGAAACAGGCCCACCUCCACAGCCUAAGGGCCAAUGAGGGCGCGGUGCGCCUCCAGGAACUGCAAAUGAGAGGGGAGCUUGCCAGUCACCAAGCGCCAGCCCCGCCCCCUGCCCGCGCGCGGAGGCGCCCAGCUCCACCCUCACCUCUAGGCCAAUCAGAGCGAGGUCCGCGCGACCUGUGCCCGGGUGCGCAGUUCAGACGCCCGCCGCUGCUGGGAGGGGUUGCCAUGGUCACCACUGAGGGGCCGCGCUGAACAGCUGGCGACCUCCGGGGAGAGAGGCAGCUUCUGAUUGGCUACUUCCUAGCUCCCCCGGCGGCCCAGGUGUCUCCCCUCCUCCGUCCCCGCCCUCCCGGAGCCCAACGCCUGGUCCCCUCUCUCCUGUUCCCCCACCCUAAUCUGGAGCCCCAGUGGUCUCCCAGGAAGGCUUCGGUGAGAAAACCCUGAAGAAACUGCUGGAGGGUGCUGCGAGAGAGCGGAAACCCUUUUCUAAUGAAAGCGUUUUGCUUUCAUUAAGCACUGUGCUUAACGAAGCGGGGCUCUGUGCUGAAGUCUUCUGGUGUAUCUGGUUUAAUCCUCCUUAGACAUGAGGAAAAGGAGGCUCAGAGGUUAAGAAGCCCUUCCCAAUAUCAUACAGCUGGGUUUGGGGGAACCUGGUCUCGAGCGGCAGGUGCAUCUCACACCAGAACCCCCGAUCUUUCCACUGCGCCCCGAGAGAAGUCGGGAAGUGACCAGAGAGUGAAAAAUGAGAGCUGGAAGAAAGUAAGAGACGGAGGCCCAAAGGAAGAAAGAAAAGGAAGACACGGAGGAAUCAGAGAAAAAAAGAAA
Molecule: messenger RNA, 3229 nt
Organism: Equus caballus (horse)
Lineage: Eukaryota; Metazoa; Chordata; Mammalia; Perissodactyla; Equidae
Gene: KASH5
Product: KASH domain containing 5
Biological process (GO): chromosome localization to nuclear envelope involved in homologous chromosome segregation; spindle localization; spindle assembly
Cellular component (GO): nuclear outer membrane; chromosome, telomeric region; lateral element
Molecular function (GO): dynein complex binding
Source: RefSeq, a predicted model, not a curated record